Messenger RNA from Perca flavescens (yellow perch), 816 nucleotides. RefSeq names its product low affinity immunoglobulin gamma Fc region receptor II-like. Bases 154 to 816 code for a protein of 220 amino acids. Gene Ontology annotation, molecular function: transmembrane signaling receptor activity. NCBI's taxonomy places the organism in Eukaryota, Metazoa, Chordata, Actinopteri, Perciformes, Percidae. Gene Ontology annotation, cellular component: external side of plasma membrane. The transcript is spliced from 4 exons. The record is from RefSeq and is a predicted model, not a curated record. Gene Ontology annotation, biological process: cell surface receptor signaling pathway; immune response.
CCUGUUUUUAGCGUGUUCUUUUCAUUUAUUAUUUAAACUUUCACCGAACCAAACUCCAACUAACCAAAGUGUCUUAUCUCUUCAGUUCUGACCUCACUGCUGAGCUGCCCAACAAACCAAGCCUCUCUGACUGUGAGUCCCAGCAGCUCUCAGAUGUUUAAAGGACAGUCUGUCUCUCUGAGCUGUGAGGAGGACGACAGCUCUGCUGGAUGGACUCUGAGGAGGAACACAACCAGAGACACCAGGACUCAGUGUGGAGAUGGCUGGGGAAGACCUGCUGGUUCUAAUUCUUCCUGUAACAUCAGCUACAUGCGCCCAAAGGACAGUGGAGUUUACUGGUGUGAGUCCAGAGAGGGAGCAACCAGUAACAGCAUCACCAUCACUGUCCCUGGUGGACCAGUGAUCCUGCAGAGUCCUGUCCUCCCUGUGAUGGAGGGAGAAGACCUCACUCUGACCUGUAGAACAAAGAACUCCUCCAACCUCCCAGCUGGUUUCUAUAAAGAUGGCUCCUUCAUCAGGACUGAGCCUGCAGGUCACAUGACCAUCCACCAUGUUUCCAGGUCUGAUGAAGGCCUCUACAAGUGUCUCAUCAGCAGUUUUGGAGAGUCUCCACCCAGCUGGGUCUCUGUCACAGGCUCCUCUCCUCCUCCCUCCGGCUCCUCUCCUCCUCCCCUUGUGUUGUGGUCCAUUGUUUCAGUCGGUGUCCCGGUUCUCCUGGUUCUCCUGGUUCUCCUGGUUCUCCUGGUUCUCCUGGUUCUCCCGGUUCUCCUGGUGAGACGAUGCCUCCGUAGCAUCUGUAGCAAACCUAAAGGUUAG